Molecule: messenger RNA, 942 nt
Organism: Zygotorulaspora mrakii
Lineage: Eukaryota; Fungi; Ascomycota; Saccharomycetes; Saccharomycetales; Saccharomycetaceae
Gene: MRP1
Product: mitochondrial 37S ribosomal protein mS43
Exons: 1
Coding region: 1-942 (313 amino acids)
Biological process (GO): superoxide metabolic process
Molecular function (GO): superoxide dismutase activity; metal ion binding
Source: RefSeq, a predicted model, not a curated record
AUGUUUGCACGUCAUGGCUCUCUUGUGCGUGGCCAAUUUGUUAGGUCUUAUAUAGCACCCGUGCUGGAUCAUCUGAGUCAAGGUGCAGCAUUACCGGGCCUAUUCUCUUCAAAAGGUCUCGAUAAUGCGUGGUUCGCAAGGGCUGAAGCAUAUACAAAAAAAUUGAACAGCUUUACAAAUUUUUCUGAGGAAAUACCUUUAGAGACGUUAAUCUAUGAGAAUGCUCAAUCAAGCGUGAAACGUCAUAUAGUUAAUUAUGCGUCGUUACUGUUCAAUUUGCGAUUCGCACUGUCAUCAUUGAGAGGUUGUCAGAAAGACCUGCCAAACAUAAAUGAGAUAACAUCAAAGGAGCUUUUAAAGACACCAGAGCUUACACUGAAGUAUGCGAAUGAGCCUCUAGAGACUGGAAAUAAGAAUUUGCACAACGCUAUAGUCUCAUCGUUCGGCUCAAUUGUUGAGUUUAGAUCGUUGUUGCUGAAUUCAAACCUUUCGAUAAGUGGGGAUGGAUUCACUUGGCUAGUGGCUAGAAGACAUGCUAUAGGUGAUUCCGAUAUGCAAUCCAGUAGUAAAGUGGAAUUUGAUAAGCUAUUCAUUUUAAACACGUAUAAUGCUGGAACGCCAUUCAAUUUCAAUAAAUCUGGUCAUAUGGACUCCUUGCGCCUACAAUAUUUAAAAAGAAUGGAAUCGAUUGAGGAAGAACCGGUAGAAAAUAGUGAGAGCUCGGUACAGAAUAAAUCUAUCGAGGAAGCGAAACAAACAGAAGCUUACAAGAAAACUUCAUAUAUACCUUUGCUAGCUAUUGAUGCAUCGCCAAAGGCAUGGUUACACGAUUAUGGUAUUUUCGGUAAACAAAAAUACUUAGACAGGGUUUGGGAAUCGAUUGAAUGGGAUGUAGUAGAAUCAAGAUUGCCCGAAAAGACUGUCUCGUACGGCCUAUACUAG